This is a messenger RNA of Frieseomelitta varia, 687 nucleotides long. Its product is annotated as acyl-CoA-binding protein homolog. The transcript has 4 exons. Gene Ontology annotation, biological process: fatty acid metabolic process. The record is from RefSeq and is a predicted model, not a curated record. Lineage: Eukaryota; Metazoa; Arthropoda; Insecta; Hymenoptera; Apidae. The coding region runs from base 322 to 585 and encodes 87 amino acids. Gene Ontology annotation, molecular function: long-chain fatty acyl-CoA binding.
CAGUCGAAUCCGUAUCGAACGACGGAGAACACGGUUGUUAGAAGUUAGAAAGCCACUCCUUUAUUAACGACUAUUCCGAGCUUGUUUUCCUUCGCGACUUCAGAAUAUCAAUUCGUGUUUUCAACGACUGUAAAGUAACAAAAGUGAAAUUGCAAUUUCACGGUUCGAGCAAAAGCAGGUACAUAUCGUACAUCGAUACAUAUAUACAUACAUAAUACACGGUUAGUGGGGACUUCGAAACGAAUAUUUAAUCCAUGCAUACGAUAGAUCCAUUGGUCAGUUAUCAUUAAACGAACGUUACGAUUGAAACUGCUGAAAAGGAUGUCUCUCGAUCAGAAAUUCGAGCAAGCAGCAGAAGCUGUAAAAACCCUCACCAAGCGUCCUACUGACGAGGAAUUUUUAGAAUUGUACGCAUUGUUCAAGCAAGCAUCGGUGGGAAAUAUAAAUACCUCAAGACCUGGUAUGUUGGAUUUGAAGGGGAAAGCAAAAUGGGACGCUUGGAAAUCAAAGGAUGGAAUGUCGCAGAACGAUGCGAAAGAAGCAUAUAUUAAAUUCGUUGACACAUUGGUGGAAAAGUACAAAUAAAAUAUUUAAUUACUUUGUCAUAUGAAUGCGACAAUGUUACAUUGGUAGAAUGGUUUAUAUAACGUUUUUAUACAAUAUCUUGAAAUAAAAUAAUCAUGCCGA